Molecule: messenger RNA, 3821 nt
Organism: Eriocheir sinensis (Chinese mitten crab)
Lineage: Eukaryota; Metazoa; Arthropoda; Malacostraca; Decapoda; Varunidae
Gene: mal
Product: molybdenum cofactor sulfurase 2-like
Exons: 13
Coding region: 97-3282 (1061 amino acids)
Biological process (GO): Mo-molybdopterin cofactor biosynthetic process
Molecular function (GO): molybdenum ion binding; pyridoxal phosphate binding; molybdenum cofactor sulfurtransferase activity
Source: RefSeq, a predicted model, not a curated record
AGCUGGUGGGGGCGGGGCGGGAAGGAUGACGGGAGGGCGUGCGUGGUCAUCGUCGUCAUUGUCACCGCUCGCACGUCACUCACACACAAGGGAGGGAUGGAGGGAGGAGGAGGAAUUCUCGCCGCCAUGAAGGUGACCCCGAAGUAUAAGGUGGAGGAAAUAGCACAGGAGUUUCAUCGUGUUAGAGGCCAAUGUUACCUGGACCAUGCUGGGGCCGCCCUGUACAGCGAGGAGCAGGUGCGCCAGGCCCUUGGAGAGCUGGCGGGGACACUGCUGGGGAACCCUCACUCACGCCACACGCCCAGCGACACGGCCACACAGACCCUAGAGGCGGCCCGGCACAGGGUCCUGGAGCACUUCAACACCAACGCCGAAGACUACGACCUAAUCUUCACCUCCGGGGCCACGGCAGCGCUGAGACUCGUGGCCGAGCACUUUGACUGGAAAGCUGAACUCGCGCCACCACCAGACCUGGCACACAGUACUUCAGAAGACACCCCAGAGCACAGCAAUGAGACUCAGCACAGCACACAACAUCAGGAGGAGGGGGAGUCUUCAGCCGGAGCUUUUGUGUAUCUACAGGAGAACCACACGUCUGUCCUGGGCAUGAGGGGUCCCGCCCAUCAAGCUGGCUGUGACGUCUUCUGCCUCACAGCCACAGAGGCGAGGGACUGGCUAGGAGGGACGCCAGGCAGCCCUAAUGCCAGUGCUGCAGGAAAGGCUGGUAAUCUGUCUAUCCCGGGCUGUGGAAAUGCAUUGCUUAGCUGUGUGGAGUCUGCAGUGAAAGUCAACGAUCUGUCUGUUCCCCAAAAGUCUGUAGCAAAAGCCAGCCAUAUGUCUAGUCCUGGAGACUUAUCAACUACCCCUCCAGAGUCUAUAGCAAAAGCCAAGCAUCUGCCCUGCCCAAAAGACCUAUCAGCUGUCUCAAAGCCCAACCACUUGUUUAUCUCCGAAGACCCAACUGUCCCUUUAGAGUCUAUAGCAAAUUCCAGUCACCUCUCUAUCCCUGAAGACCUGCCAACUGUCCGUCCAGAGGUUCUGUCAAACUCCAACUGCCUGUCUAGCUCAGAGGACCCAUCAAGUGUCUGUCCAGCAAGUCCAAGAGGCAAGGUUAAGAGGAGGAACUGUCUCUUUGCCUACAGUGGUCAGUGUAACUUCUCUGGCAGCAAGGCGCCCCUGGAGUGGAUCAGGCAGGUGCAGGAAGGAGCGCUGGAUGGCCUGCUCGCAACGAAACCCAUCAAUAAGGAGAACACACAGAGGAGGGAUGACUCAGGCAGCUCUGAGGCGACCAAGUGGUAUGUGGUUCUGGAUGCAGCGAGUCUUGUGGCCACUUGCCCUCUCGACUUGGCCCGCUGGAAGCCUGACUUUGUCCCAGUGUCCUUCUACAAGAUGUUUGGCUACCCCACUGGCCUAGGUUGUCUGUUGGUGCGGCGGCGUGCGUGGGACAUGCUGGGGCGGACGUACCAGGGCGGCGGCACUGUGCUCGUGGCCGACUCCAGGACGAUGGUGACGGUGCCGAGGCCGACGCUGCAUGACAGGUUUGAGGACGGAACGCUGCCCUUCCUGAGCAUCCCUGCCAUAAGACAAGGCCUGGACACCUUGCACAGGCUGACAGGUGGCAUGCAGAACAUCGCAUCGCACGUGUUCCACCUGGCUCGCUACACCCACCACACCUUGGCCAGCAUGAGGCACUCCAAUGGCACUCCCGUCGCUGUCAUCUACCAGAGCUGCGGCGACACCUGGCAGCCCGACACUCAUGGCUCUAUCGUCAAUUUCAACCUCCUGAACCCUGACGGAACCUUUGUUGGGUAUGCUCAGGUGGAGCGUGUGGCCUCCCUCUACAACAUCCACCUCCGCACCGGCUGCCUCUGUAACCCCGGGGCGUGCCAGGCUCUCAUCGGCAUCACCUCGGAAAAGCUCUUGGCACAGUUCAAGGCAGGUCACGUGUGUGGGGAUGCAGUUGACCUGGUGGAUGGGGAGCCAACCGGGUCAGUUCGGGUCAGCUUCGGAUACUCCAGCACCUACCAGGACACCGACCACCUCUUGACCAUGAUCCGGGAGUGCUUCGUGCAGCAGCCAAUGACCCUUGACCUGACCUGGCUGGCCGAGGAUGACCUGGUGCAGCUGAAGGAGGGAGCGAGAGAGGAGGGAGAGAAGGGAAGGAUAGGAGAGGAGGAAAGGGUGGAGAGAAGGUUAGGAGAGGAAGGAAGGAUGGAGAGGAGGGAAAGGGAGAUGGGAGAAACAGAGAGGAAGAUUAAGAUGAUGGUUGAGGAGGGAAAGAGGAGAGAGGACAUAACCAACAACAACAACAACAACAACAUCACAUACAGCAAUACAGCCUCUCCCUCCCUCUCCAACACCUCCCCCUCCUCCUCCUCCUCCACUCUCUCCCCCCUCCCCAUCACCCCCCCACAGCCCACCAGCACCCACACACUCACAGACAUAGUGGUGUUCCCCGUGAAGUCCUGUGGCGGGGUGCGGGUGAGUGCGUGGGGACUCGGCGGGGCGGGGCUGGCUCUGGACCGGCGGUGGAUGGUGGUUACCGGGGCGGGGGCGACGCUCACCCAGAAGAGGCUGCCCCGCAUGGCUCUCAUCCUGCCCCGACUUGACCUGCAGCGCGGAGAAAUGGUUCUGGCGUGUGAGGGGGAGUCCGAGGAGCUCCACAUCCCCCUGGACCCCCCUGAGACACAAGACAGCUCUGGGGCGGCGCUGUGUGGGGGGCGGGUGUGUGGGGUGAGGGUGCGGGGCCUGGACUGUGGGGAGGCUGCGUCGGCGUGGCUCUCUAGGGUGCUGGGAACGCCUGACCUGCGGCUUAUGAGGCAGACCAGCCACCGAGCCAGCAAGAUGCCCGUGGGACCCUCAGGGCCAGCCGGGGAGAGCCUGUCACUGGCCAACGAGUCACAGUACCUCAUCAUCCAUCGGCCCAGCGUGCGCAGCCUGCUCGAGGAGAUCAACCACCGCGGCCUGGAGCAGCUAACGGAGGAUGAGCUGGUGUCACGCUUCCGAGGCAACCUGGUGGUGGACGGAGGGCAGCCGUUUGAGGAGGACUCCUGGGCCACAAUGACCAUCGCCGGCACCACUUUCCAGGUGCAGGGUGGGUGCCGCCGGUGCCAGAUGGUGUGUGUGGUGCCGGGGUCUGGCCAGCGCACCCGAGAGCCCAUGCUGAGUCUGGCCUCGGCACGGGGCUCCUCCAUGCUGUUUGGGGUGCACGCCUCGGCCCCUGACGCUGCUGAGGAGAGGGUGGUGAAUGUGGGGGCAGCCAUAGAGGUGACCAUGAAGUGAUGAUGGAUGGAGAGUCGGGUGUGUGAGGGGGCAAGACACUAGCUUGAAGUAUUGACAGACAAAGGUGGCGUGUGGUGACGAUAGGUGUUGUGCUGCCCCUGUGAAGUGGUCCAUGGCCCUGGGAGGGGAUGGAGUGUGGUGUGAUAGUGCCUUAGCUGGUGCCUUGGUUGACAAAGUUUGUGUCAGAUUGACACCUUUGUUGAAGUUUGACAAAGUUUACAUGUUAACAGACAAGUUACCAAGGUUUACAUACAAAUGAUUCUCUAUUUAAUGAAGACUAUGUUGAUCAUGGUUAUCACAUAAUGGUAUUCAUCAUGAUUUGUAAAGUUUAUAUGUUUUUAGUUUUAUGAGGGCUAAUGAGCCACAUUGCCCGGUGCAAGAGACAGGAGGAGGAGGAGGAUAUAAAAACCAGAGCAAUUUAUACAAUAUUCAUUGUGACAAAUUUACAUUACAUCUGUUUAUUUACAUGUUAUUGACAAUAUAACAAUUUAUAUUACACUGACAUGUAGUUCCAUUUUAAUAAUAAUACUCUUUCAGUU